AUGACCACCCGCUACCGAGUAGAAUACGCACUCAAGACCCAUCGGCGCGACCAAUUCAUCGAAUGGAUCAAAGGUCUCCUUGCAGUACCAUUCGUACUACUCUCCCAACCCACCAACAUCCAUGAAUCCGACAAGCCCAGCGUGAGCGAGAUGGCCAAGUCCGCCCACGCCCGCUAUGCUCAGAUCAUGCGAGAUAUCGAGGAGCUGAUCGUGGACCAUAUUGCACAUCAUCAAUCAGGAUCAAUAUCGAAACUCAAACUACUCGUCCCGUCAGUGGGAACCUUUUUCACGCCUCUUCCGCUGCAAGCGGCCUUUGCGUGGCAGGAUCAGAAACGACGAAUAUCUUCCAGGCGAUUCGUGGCUCCAAGUUUCAAUGAUAUUCGGCAGGUAUUGAACACCGCACAGGCGAUGAGUCUGAUCAAGUCGAGCAAGCUGGAGUUGGUGACGUUCGAUGGUGAUGUAACCCUGUAUGAUGAUGGCGAGUCGCUGGUGUCGGAGAAUCCUGUCAUACCUCGGAUACUGGACUUGAUGCGGAGAGGUGCGAGGAUUGGAAUUGUGACAGCGGCGGGAUACACAGAAGCGGAAAAGUACCAUGGCCGACUACACGGUCUUCUCGAAGCCGUUGCUUGCCUCCCUCCAUCCGCUCAAAAACUGGUCGUUAUGGGCGGCGAAGCGAAUUUCCUCUUCACAUACUCCGCCGACGCUCCCUUCCGGCUGGUCCGAGUACCAGACAAAUCUUGGCACUUACCAGAGAUGUCAACAUGGACAGAAGAGAACAUCACCGCCUUACUCGACGUCGCCGAAGCUGCCUUGAACAACUGCAUCAAAUCCAUGGACCUCCCAGUCUCCGUCCUCCGCAAAGAACGAGCAGUCGGCAUCUACCCUCCAGCUGGUGUUCGCUUAGCCCGUGAGCAGCUUGAAGAAGCAGUGCUCGUAACCCAACGUAUCGUGGAGAUGAGUGAGCCAGGCCGCAAGAUUCCCUUCUGUGCUUUCAACGGCGGCAACGAUGUAUUCGUUGACAUCGGCGAUAAGUCAUGGGGAGUCAUGGCGUGCCAGCAAUACUUCGGCGGAAUCGAGGGCGGACAGACCUUGCAUGUUGGAGAUCAAUUUUUGAGCGCGGGCGCAAAUGACUUCAAGGCGAGGUUGGCGUGUACGACAGCGUGGAUUGCGAAUCCGGCGGAGACGGUGGCGCUGUUGGAUGAGCUGGCGGAGUUGAGUGAUGCGUCCUAGACAAAUUGAGGUCGGCGGGGACCUUGUCGCGUCCGGACAACGGGUUCGAGCUGAUGGCAUGUCGUCUAUCCCCGGCACUUGCUUUCCUAUCGGGAUAAGUCCUUGUGUAUCCGAGUGUAUGGCUCUCAUUCUUGAAGAGCAUGCCAUACGUCAUGACCGGCCUUGCAAGAGAUACAACAACGAAGGAUCUUCGAUUUUCGACAACAACACAACAAC
This is a messenger RNA of Zymoseptoria tritici IPO323, 1446 nucleotides long. RefSeq lists its product as uncharacterized. The transcript has 2 exons. The coding region runs from base 1 to 1230 and encodes 409 amino acids. Gene Ontology annotation, biological process: nicotinamide riboside biosynthetic process; inosine salvage; nicotinic acid riboside biosynthetic process. The record is from RefSeq and is a predicted model, not a curated record. Gene Ontology annotation, molecular function: magnesium ion binding. Lineage: Eukaryota; Fungi; Ascomycota; Dothideomycetes; Mycosphaerellales; Mycosphaerellaceae.